UGAAUUUUGAGUGUUUAACUGAAAAUUUCUAAUCAUUAGUGUCUAUUUGGUUAUACUUGUGUGUUUGUGAGCUUCGAUUUUGAAAAUGUUUGGUCGUAUGGUGUAGAGAUUCUGGAAUUGAAUGUUUUAGGUACAUUGUUUAGUUAUUAGAAAUUUCAUAGGUGAAGUGGAUUGUAAAAUUAUCAUUAGAUUUUAGAGGAUUAGGAGGCACCGAUGUCAUUUAGGAGCAUUCUCCAGGACAUGACGGGAGAGUUUGGGAGUACGUCGAGAAAAGGAUUUGAUGUGAAGUUUGGGUACGGCAUGAGAUCGAGGUCGCAAAGGGUUGUUCAGGAUAGUUCAGUUCCAGUUGAUGUGUUCAAGCAGAGUUGUUGGGCAAACAUGCCACCUGAGCUUUUAAGGGACGUGUUGUUGAGAAUAGAGGCAUCGGAGAGUACUUGGCCGCUGCGGAAGAAUGUGGUUGUUUGUGCUGGUGUAUGUAAGAAUUGGAGAGAGAUUAUGAAUGAAAUUGUGAAAACCCCUGAAAUUUCUUGCAAGUUGACAUUCCCAAUCUCAUUGAAGCAGCCUGGUCCGAGGAACUCCCUCCUUCAGUGUUACAUAAAACGGAACCGUAGCAACCAAACAUACUAUCUUUACCUUGGCUUGAAUCAAGCGUCCAAUGACGAUGGAAAGUUCCUUCUCACCGCAAGGAAGUGCCGUCGUCCUACCUGCACAGAUUAUAUCAUCUCAUUAGCUGGCAAUGAUGUAUCCAAAGGAAGCAGUACCUACAUUGGAAAGUUGAGAUCAAACUUUUUGGGAACCAAAUUCACAGUCUAUGAUGCACAGCCUCCAAAUGCUGGAGCCAAGGUUACCAAAAGUUCCUCCACCAGGCUAAUUAAUAUGAAACAAGUUUCUCCUCGUGUCCCAUCUGGCAACUAUCCUGUAGCUCACAUCUCUUAUGAGUUGAAUGUCCUGGGUUCUAGAGGUCCAAGGAGAAUGCAGUGCAUCAUGGAUGCCAUCCCAGCCUCUUCUAUUGAGCCUGGAGGUGUCGCUCCCACACAGACUGAAUUCCUCCACAGUAAUCUGGAUUCCUUCUCAUCACUGCUGUUCUUUAGAUCAAAAUCAACCCGUUCAGAGAGUUUCCGAUCUGGACCUUUGUCCGAGCAGAAAGAUGGAAUGCUGGUAUUGAGGAACAAGUCACCCAGGUGGCAUGAACAACUCCAGUGCUGGUGUUUGAACUUUAAUGGACGGGUGACAGUUGCUUGUAAAAAUUUUCAGCUGGUUGCAUCUUUAGAAAACGCAGUUACUGGGCAGGAGCAUGAGAAUGUCAUUCUUCAGUUCGGGAAAGUGGGGAAGGAUGUAUUCACUAUGGAUUAUCAAUAUCCAAUCUCAGCUUUUCAGGCAUUUGCUAUAUGCCUUAGUAGCUUUGACACUAAGAUUGCUUGUGAGUGAUAUGAAAACAGGUAUUUUUAGAUGCAAAAUAGUUGGUUUGCAGGGUAAUAGUCUUGCUAUGGACUUGGCAUGUUCUGCCACAAAGUUUGUUGGUACUUAAGUGAUUUCUGGUUUCAAUAUGAACAGUUAGGAUUUAAUUUUUAUUUUAGUUAUUUUCUGUACAUAUAACUGCUUGCAUUAAGAGCGAGACAUGAUUACCAUGUUAUGUUGGUUGUGUACGUUGUUAAAAUGAUUGUUGAGCAAAAAAAAAAACUAGGAAACUGUCUGAAUGGUUUUUCGAAUUUGUUAAUGAAGUUACCCCGUUGGAGA
This is a messenger RNA of Hibiscus syriacus, 1737 nucleotides long. RefSeq names its product tubby-like F-box protein 3. The record is from RefSeq and is a predicted model, not a curated record. NCBI's taxonomy places the organism in Eukaryota, Viridiplantae, Streptophyta, Magnoliopsida, Malvales, Malvaceae.